Orycteropus afer afer is the source of this 1368-nucleotide messenger RNA. Lineage: Eukaryota; Metazoa; Chordata; Mammalia; Tubulidentata; Orycteropodidae. The record is from RefSeq and is a predicted model, not a curated record.
AUGGUUGCGCGGCUAAGCCCGCUCUGGGAUGUGAAGCGAGGGAGGGUCGGUGCGGACAAGCGUGCCGCCUCUGUCCGCACCACUGCCCCGCCCCUGACGGCGCCAGCUGUGGAGGUGAUGGCCGGGGAUGUGCGUGCGCGAGACCGUGCGAGGACGACUCGGGAUGCGCGUGCGCAAAAGGGCUCCAAGGUACCGGGGCGCGCGGAGGCGGCUGAGGGCGUGCGUGCGCAGAACCGCGAGAAGAUGCCUGGGGCGCGCGUGCGCGUGCGCGUGCGCAGCAGUGGGCGCGCGUGCGCGGUGCGGCGCGGGAAGGCGGGCGCGCGCAGCUCUCCCCGCCCCCACCCGGGACCCUUGGGUUCCCGCGUCCCCCGGCGGGCCAUGAAGCGGAGUCCUCGGGCCCAUGUCCAGGCUCUCAGCGCGCUGCAGCGGCGUCUCCGCGGCCCGGAACCCGCUUCCGGUGGCCGGCUGCGCCUGGGCUCGGCCGCCCUCAGUUUCCCCAUCAGUGCGCCCUCGCACAGCCUCAGUUUCCCCAUCAGUGAAAUAGGCUCGCUAGUACCUGCCGCCCGCUCCAGGCUCCUUUCCUUCAACCCCAGAACAGCCAUGAAGCUGGGGACCAAGAGAGACUCUGCCUAUAGUACUAGCGUGUGCUACGGGGGCGUCUCCCCAGAGCCUGGGUCUGUUGCCAUGGGGCCUGAUGUCCUGGGUGUGAAGCUUAUCAGCGGAGAUGGGGGCUUCCCAGUGCCCCUUGCUCCUGAGUCAUGCAAUGCCACAGGGGGUUCCUCGGUGUCUUUUGACUCAUGGAAGACCCUGGGUGGUGCACACCAAAGGUGUGAAAUGCCUGUUCUUACUGUCGCCAGCGUCCUUGUCCUCCCAGCGUGCUUUGACGGGGCGCCUCAGCUGUGCACACCCAAUGUGAUCAAGGGCCGGUGUUGUCGGGUCCUUACCCUCUCCCUCCCUCCAGGUGUUGAGAAGCUGAUCCACCAUCUUCAGAAGCACGGCAUUCCUUGUGCUGUGGCCACCAGCUCAGGGACCACGUCCUUUGAGGAGAAGACGAGUCGGCACAGAGAAUUCUUCAGCCUCUUCCAUCACGUCGUGCUGGGGGAUGACGCGGAAGUGAAGAACGGCAAGCCGAGUCCGGACAUUUUCCUGGUUUGUGCAAAGAGGUUUACUCCCCCGCCUACCAUGGACAAGUGCCUCGUGUUUGAAGAUGCUCCCAACGGGGUGGAGGCGGCCCUGGCGGCGGGCAUGCAGGUGGUCAUGGUUCCCGAUGCACAGCUGAGCCGGGACCUGACCAGGAAGGCCACCGUGGUGCUGGGCUCCCUCCAGGACUUCCAGCCCGAGCUGUUUGGUCUGCCGCCCUAUGAGUGA